CCUCGAGUACCAUGACCCUUCACAAAAUUCAAACCAUUUUUUUUGAUUCAAACAAAAUUCAAACCCUCAUAUUAGACAAAUUAGCCUAUUUCCUAAUGUCAACAACUCAAGACUAUUUGCACCAAAAAAAAAAAGAAACAACUUAAAGAGUAACUUGAAAGCCUCAUUCAUGACUCAACCAUAGAUAUUCAUAUUUCCCCAGUGGCCGGCAAGGCGGCAACAGGGAGGAAUCCUGGAACUUUUUUUCCCUCUUCCCCUUCUCUCUCUCUCUCUCUCUCUCUCUGAAGUCUGAUGCGACACAAUUUCCAUUGAAGAUGUUCGACGCCGCCGUUUCAUCACACUCCUCGCUUGCUCCCUCAUCAUCUCAACCCCGCUUCCAUUUUACGCCACCCUUUAACAACCACUCCGCCGCAACUCUCAAUUUGCCUAUAACCCACCUUAAACGAUGUCGUAUUCGCAUUGUAUCUUCUAUCAAUCCUACCACAAAUAAUUACACUAAUUUUCAGGCAGUUUUACCCGAUAAGUUUCCAGAAGCUUCCCUAUCCACCCCCGAUUCUUCCCCUUCUCUUCCUAGGCCGUUGUCCUCUAGUAUUGCUUCGAAUUCUGAUGGGUCUCGCCUUCGGGUUGCUUACCAGGGGGUUAGUGGUGCAUAUAGUGAGCUUGCUGCUGAGACUGCUUAUCCAAAUUGUGAAGCAGUUCCCUGUGACCAAUUCGACACAGCCUUUGAAGCUGUUGAGCGCUGGCUUGUUGAUCGAGCGGUUUUACCGAUUGAGAAUUCUCUGGGAGGGAGCAUUCACAGAAAUUAUGAUCUUCUUCUAAGGCACAGGCUGCAUAUAGUCGGUGAAGUGAAACUUCCAAUUCGGCAUUGCUUGUUGGCGAAUCCUGGUGUCAAGAUUGAUGAUCUGAAAAGGGUGUUAAGUCAUCCUCAGGCUCUUGCUCAAUGUGAGCACACAUUAGCUAAGUUCGGAGUAACCAGAGAAGCUGUCGAUGAUACUGCUGGUGCCGCAAAGUUUGUUGCCUACAACGAACUGAAAGAUGCAGGAGCAGUUGCAAGUGCUGCUGCUGCAAGGAUCUAUGGCUUAAAUAUACUGGCUGAAGAUAUACAGGAUGAUUCUGACAAUGUUACUAGAUUUCUAAUGCUAGCCAGGGAACCCAUAAUUCCAGGAAGUGAUAGGCCCUUCAAGACAAGCAUUGUUUUCUCUCUUGUAGAGGGUCCUGGUGCACUUUUCAAGGCUCUAGCUGUAUUUGCAUUGAGGCAUAUCAAUCUAGAAAAGAUUGAAAGUCGUCCAUUGCGAAACAGUAACAACGGUUCUUCGAAGUGCUUUGAUUAUAUAUUUUACUUGGAUUUUGAAGCAUCUAUGGCUGAUUCCAAUGCACAGAAUGCCCUUAGACAUCUUGAGGAGUUUGCUACUCUUCUGCGAGUGCUAGGAAGUUAUCCAGCAGACACACGGAGGAGGUGAUCACCGACAAUUAGUAGGGUUUCAUCUAUAGGAAAAGAAUCAAUGUUUCAGAGACACUUAUUUUGUUAUGUUCAAUCUUGUCCUUUGUUUAUCAACUGCAAAAUCCGUACAAAACCUCAUGCAUCAAGACCAGCUCCGGAAAUUCCUGAACUACAGAUUUUGUUGCUAUGCAUGACGAAUGUUUUCGUUGGAAACUAAAUUUAGGGACAGUCAGCAGCCAGUUAAGUUAGGCUGGGUACAUCUUGACCUAUGGUUGACAUGAGUGGGAUAGACAACAAUUGUUUAAAACAUUCUAUGCAUUUCCAAUUGAACAAGUUUGAGCUCUGGAUGAUGCCCGAGUUUUUGCAUGAAAAAUUGUUGAUGGCUUCGCAGGUAAAAUCGUUUAUAGAAAUUUGUAACACGUCUGUGUCAAUUUUUAGCUUAUCAAAGUUGUAUUACCCUUUGUUAAAAUUGAUUGAUUUUGAGCGGAGAAGUAUAAGACUUCAGUUUAUCAAUAGAUAAGUAUUUAAUGUGA
Messenger RNA from Beta vulgaris subsp. vulgaris (sugar beet), 1974 nucleotides. RefSeq names its product arogenate dehydratase 2. The coding region runs from base 315 to 1460 and encodes 381 amino acids. The transcript is spliced from 11 exons. Gene Ontology annotation, biological process: L-phenylalanine biosynthetic process. Gene Ontology annotation, cellular component: chloroplast; cytoplasm. The record is from RefSeq and is a predicted model, not a curated record. Gene Ontology annotation, molecular function: prephenate dehydratase activity; arogenate dehydratase activity. NCBI's taxonomy places the organism in Eukaryota, Viridiplantae, Streptophyta, Magnoliopsida, Caryophyllales, Amaranthaceae.